Acanthamoeba castellanii str. Neff is the source of this 1581-nucleotide messenger RNA. RefSeq names its product RhoGEF domain containing protein. NCBI's taxonomy places the organism in Eukaryota, Discosea, Longamoebia, Acanthamoebidae. The record is from RefSeq and is a predicted model, not a curated record. The transcript is spliced from 8 exons. Gene Ontology annotation, molecular function: guanyl-nucleotide exchange factor activity. Bases 1 to 1581 code for a protein of 526 amino acids.
AUGAAAUACCCGGGUUAUUGCGAGCACGGUUGCCACAGAGCCCUGUGGCUUGCGACCAUAGAGCCCACGACAGCGACGAUUCCGUCGGGCCGCAAGGUGCCGCCGCCACGGCCCUCGCGCGGGCUCAAGGUGUUGGUAGCCCAGACCCCGGAGGAGAAGCGCAAGCGCGAGGAGAAGAACCGGGUGAAGCGCGCCACAGCCGCCAAGGAGCUCUACGAGACCGAAGUCACCUAUGUCCGCAGCAUCAUGAUCCUCACCAACGGCUUCAUGGUGCCGUGCAAAACGGAGAGCAUCCUGACCAAGCAGGAGAUCUCGGAGAUCUUCUCCAACGUGGCACAGCUGCUGGCCUUCCACAAGGACUUCCUCAAGCAGCUCAAGGAGCGCAUCGAAGCCUGGACCGACGAGACUGCCAUCGGUGACAUCGUUCUCUCCGUCACGCCCUACAUGAAGCUCUACACGGCCUACAGUGCAAACUACGACAAGGCCCUCACCUCCAUCCAGGCCUUCAGCAAGAAGAACCCUCGAUUCGCCGAAUUUCUCGAUACGUGCAUGCAGUCGGCGUCGUUUGGCGGGCUCCCAUUGAACGCGUACCUGAUCAUGCCCAUCCAGCGCAUCCCGCGCUACCGCAUGCUGCUCGAGGUGCUCGUCGGCUCCACCCCCGAGGAGCACUCCGACUACAAGCAGCUCUCCGAGGCCCUCGGCGUCGUCCGCGACGUGGCCAACUACAUCAACACCCACAUCGCUAAGGAGGACAACACGCGCAACUUGAUCAGGAUUCAGAAUCUGGUGCCGAAGCAGCAGGUGCUGUCUCCGUCGCGCAAGUUCAUCAUGGAGGCGUCGUUCCCGACGAACUACUUCGUGCAGCUCAAGAAGAAGGCCAAGAAGGACGGCAAGGCCGGUAAGGUCGCCGCCCGGGAAAAGGAGCGGCGCGACAGCGACCGCGCCGAGGACGAGCUGUGGGAGUCGCAGGAGAAGCGCGAGAAGAAGCGCACGUCGCUGUCGUCGCCGUCGCUGCGCGCGCUCGAGUCCGACAGCGCCUUCACGCAGGCCAACCUCUACCUGUUCGACGACGUGCUCGUCCUGCAGAGCGUCAAGGACAAGCACAAGUCGGCCUCGCUCCACCUCACCACCACCUGGAUCAAGACCCAGCCGGAGUAUGGGUGCGUGAUUGAGCUGGUGACGCUGGAGAUGACGUUCAUUGUGGUGACGGGCAACGAGGAGGAGCAAAAGGAGUGGGUCGAGGCUCUCACCCUCGCCAGCAACAACCUCACCGCGCUCUGCUGCGACGAUCGAGACCUGCGGGAGCAGUUCGUAUUGCGGCGACGCAAUGGAGUGUGGCGACCAGUGCCGGCCCAGGCGGCCAAGGGCGAGGACGACGAAAAUGACGACGACGAUGACGACGACCCCGACUUCGACAAGAAGGCGCCCAAGAAGAAGUUCGGCAAGGGCGGCCUGCUGGUCAUGUCCCAGGGCACCAACUCGCCCAUCCUCUCCCCGCGCGCCCGCAAGGCCACCCUCACCCGCAACAUCUCCACCUCUUCCAUCCUCGCCCAGAUGAAGGAGAACGCCGCCUCGUCGUGA